This is a messenger RNA of Scylla paramamosain (green mud crab), 3244 nucleotides long. Its product is annotated as mucin-2-like. Gene Ontology annotation, molecular function: cyclin-dependent protein serine/threonine kinase inhibitor activity. Lineage: Eukaryota; Metazoa; Arthropoda; Malacostraca; Decapoda; Portunidae. Gene Ontology annotation, cellular component: nucleus. Gene Ontology annotation, biological process: regulation of cell cycle. The coding region runs from base 968 to 1972 and encodes 334 amino acids. The record is from RefSeq and is a predicted model, not a curated record. The transcript has 2 exons.
UUCAGAGAUGAGUGUGCGCGAGGGGAGGAGGUUAUGCCGCCGGAGACUUGUGCAGGACUAUUACUAUUACUACCAUUCGUGUUAGUAAAUAGUCCACGAGUAGGCCGUGACUAGUGCAAUUGGCUGAGGGAAGGUGGAAGGUGGAGGAGAAGAGAGAGAGGAGUGAGAGGUGGAAUUGUGGAGGAAGGAAAAAGAAAAAAAAAAUCGUAUUAAACUUGUGUGUGCUGCGUGCUGUGUGCUGUGCUGUGGCGACUGAGUGUGCUGUGGAAGAGGUGAUGCAGAGCCGGUGACACCAUAAGAACAGAAAAAGGAGAGAAAGUUUGAUACCGCAACAAAAAGACAAUGAAGAUGGAAUAAAAGUUCUCGCGGCCGCUGAAACACGAGGAAGAAUUGUUCAGAGUAACCCAGAAUACCGAAAACAGUGGAGGAAAACACCGGAAAGCAACAACAACAAAAGUUUCUGAAAACCGAACUCAUUGAACAACCCAUAAAAAAAAGAAAACAAGAAAAUAUAAUCAAAAUACCAUGUUUGGACACAGUUGAAAAAAAAUAAAUAAAGCUUUAGAAAACAACAGUACAUGACCAAGUGCUGAGGAAUUAUAAAAAAAAAAAAAAAAACGAAUAACUACAAAAGCAAGGAAAGCAUUACCAAGUGCCGACGAAUAGAGCAUGGAAAGUAGUAAAAACACAGCGAGAAACGAGUAAAACGAGUGACAGACUAAAGAAAAAAAAAAUCAAACUGCGGUGGCCGGAGGAAGCGACAUAGCCUUGUGGGACCGCGCGGCGUCACUUGAAGCAGCGGCGGCGGCGGCGGUGGUGACGAACCAGCGCUAGAUUCCCGAGAGGUAAUCAGGAUACCUUUAUUUCGGGCUCUGGUGCUAUUACCCCGCCACGGACAAGCGCUGGAACCUUAAGAACCCAAGAAAAUACCUAUAUUUGGGGGAUCUCAGGUUCAUUUCAAUCCGCCAUGACCACUAGAAUAGCGCUUCCAUUCACGCUGGGGUUCAAAAUGUCUGGAAUGAGGAGACAGGGUCCCCCAGAUCCGCUGCCGCAGACGUCGCAGGUACGCAAGAAUCUGUUUGGCCCGAUCGAUCACGAGGAAAAUCUCAAAUUUGUGCAAGAGGAGCUUAGCAAAAUAUCCCAAGCGGACUGUAAGCGCUGGAAUUUCGACUUCCAGGCUGAGAAACCGAAGGAAGGCCGGUACAACUGGGAGCCUGUGUCUGGAAAGGUGCCGCAAGCUUACGAAAUGCGUGCCAUGUCCUGCACCCACCCACAGACACUGCCACAACCCACACCCGCCGCCGCUGACCUCCCGAAACAGGGCCAGCAGCAUGUCCCCGCCGCUACAGCCCUGCCGCAGCCCACCACAACCCUGCCGCAGCCCACCACAACCCUGCCACAGCCCACAACAGCCGUGCAACAGCCCACCAUAACCCUGCAACAGCCCACCACAACCCCACCGCAGUCUACCACAACCCUGGCGCAGUCCACAACCGCGCCACAGCCCACCACAACCCUGCCACAGCCCACCACAGCCAGGUUACCAGCUCUAUUAGCCACAGAAACAGUACCUGAUGCCCAGCCUACCCUCACCACAGUUGCUACAAUCGCUCUCCGCCCUGCCUCCACCCCAGCCUCCACCCAAGCCUCCACAGCCUCCACCACAGCAAGGAAAAGGAGGAGAGAGGACAGAGGUGGUGGCCCUAUUAAGAGGCAGAAGCAGACGACCACCAUUACUAAUACUGCAACUACUACUACUACUACUUCUACCACUACUACUACUACAACUGCUACAACUUCUACAGCUGACAAGAGGCCUAUACAGAGCUCCCAGCAGGCGCCUAUUUCCGCGUACAUGAAGAUUAGGCGACGUGGCUCCACCUUACCGAAGACAACGAAGGAAGCGCCGCCAGAUUUGCUGAAGAAGUCUCGCUCUUCGCCGCCCUCCCCGUCCCCCUCCCCGUCCUCCUAACCCCGCCCCCAACAGAGCAUCCGCCCCCCUCCCAGGAUCUCACUGCCCCUCCCAAAACACCCCAAGUAAACCCAAAAUACACCAAAACACCCUUAAACACACCGAAUAUACACCAAAACAGUUUUAAACACCCCAAUUAUACAUCAGAACACAUUUAAUCGCCCUACCCCCUCCCCCCAAGGAUCUCACUGCCCCAACAAUCCCUCCCCAAACAAACACCUCUUUAGAAAGUUAUGUGUAACCCCGCCAGACUCCCUUUGAAUUGCUUUGUCUGUCUGUCUGUCUGUCUGUUUACGAAGGGGUGACAAAGAAUUCUGAUCUCAUAUGUAUGUUUGUUUGUUUGUUUGUUUUUGAGUGAAAUUAAUACGAAUAUAUUUUUUCUUAGUUUGAUAUUGUGUUUUUUUUAUUAUUAUUAUUAUUUUCUUGUGUAAAUAUUCAAUUAGUGGAUUACUUUAGUUGUUAGUUAGUGUUUGAAACUGUAUUUAUUAUUAUUGUCAUUAUUAUUAUUAUUAUUAUUAUUAUUAUUAUUAUUAUUAUUAUUAUUAUUAUUAUUAUUAUUGGUGUUGUUACUACUACUACUGCUACUAUUACUAUCAUCAUUAUUAUUAUUGUCAUUAUUAAUUCUUCUCCUUUUGAUUUUUUUUUCUUUUUUUCUUUUUUUUUUUUUUUUUUUUUUCUCAUGGAUGUGUGUUGACUGUGCGUGUGUGCGUGCGCGCGUAAACACAUCACCCAUACAUCAUCCAUACAUCCCAAAGACGUCCCUGAUCUCGACUCCUCCUCCUCCUCGUCCUCCUCCUCCUCCUCCUCCUCCUCCUCCUCCUCCUCCUCCUCCUCCUCCUCCAGUACAGUACAAAAUUCUCUAUUUAUUUAAAACAAAAAACAAAAAUACGGUGUGGAAGGACUAAGGGGGGCGACUACCCCUGCUCAUCCGCCCCCCUUCCCUUCCCCCCAACCUGAUUAUCCUGAUCUCAACCCCACGCUGAUUGGCUGGCAAGGGGCGUGACCUGAGCCAAUCACGUGACGCCUCCCGUUUGAAUCAGCUAAUGGUAGCGUUUGUUUACUUCCCGUCGGCCAAUCAGGUGCCUUCGUUUGAAUCCCUUGCUUUGUAUUGGUUCUUGUGGCUUUCUUUGGCUAGUUUGUGUGUUUGUUUGUUUGUGUGUGUGAGAAAAGAGAGGGGGAGUUUUCUCUCUCUCUCUCUCUCUCUCUCUCUCUCUCUCUCUCUCUCUCUCUCUCUCUCUCUCUCUCUCUCUCUCUCUCUCUCUCUCUCUCUCU